AAAGUUUCUUUAGAUAACUUUUAAUAUAUUUUCUUAUUUGUUUGUUUGAGGAUAUACAUUUUCUGGGCACCUUCAAAUUUCACAAGUUUGACAAAUUUGGAGAGCUUGAACUUGGAUUCAUGUAGAAUUGGUGAUGACGGUCUUGCCAACUUGACUGGCCUUCAACAAUUGAAAUUUUUGGUAUUGUCUGAUACUGAAGUUGGAAGUAAUGGUCUCCGUCAUCUGUCUGGUUUGAUUAAUCUAGAGAGCGUAGACCUGUCAUUCACUGAAGUCACUGAUGUUGGUUUGAGGAAACUUGCUGGACUGUCAUCUAUUAAAUCACUUAAUCUGGAUGCUCGUCAAAUCACAGAUGCUGGACUUGCAGCUCUAACAACUUUGACUCAAUUGACUGAUCUUGAUCUUUUUGGAGCUCGCAUUACCGAUUCUGGGACAAGUUACUUGCGGAAUUUCAAGAACCUGCGCUGUUUGCAAAUAUGUAGCGGAGGAUUGACAGAUGCUGGUGUGAAGAAUAUCAAGGAUCUCUCAUCCUUGUCCCUGCUAAAUCUGUCACAGAAUUGUAACCUGACAGAUAAAACCUUGGAGUUGAUCUCUGGAUUGACGGGAUUGGUCUCUCUGAAUGUUUCAAGUUCUCGUAUAACUGCUGCUGGAUUGCGCCAUCUGAAGCCAAUGAAGAAUUUGAGAUCUCUGUCCCUGGAUUCUUGCAAGGUGACAGCAAAUGACAUUAAGAAACUUCAGUCAAGUGACCUUCCUAAUCUGGUAUGCUUCCGUCCUGAAUAGUUAUGGAGAGCCCCAGUGGUACGCAUUUUGUAAAUAUCUUACUGUUGGAUAGAAGAAAGCAAGCUAUGUAAGUACACGUUCAGUUUAUUGUAAAUAUGGAUGGACUUGAUGGCCGCUGAAACAUGGCGCUCGGAAACCAAAGGAUCUUAUUCAGGAGCCUAAACAAGAGCUCCUUGUCUUGCCUUGAAGGUUCCCCUUUCGUAGUUGGAAAUAAAUUGUAAAUUAGGGUCUAGACAAGUGUCUAAGGUGUGAAAUCAUCUCAGAUGCUACAUAUAGAUUGAAAACUUAUCAUGUACAUAUUUAUCGGUGGAGCCUUUGGAUAAUUUAUGUCAAUGACACUUUGAAUCUAUUAGGGUGAAUGCUUGUGUUAAUUUCUGAGGUUUCUGCAUUAAUGUUUAUGCGUAGUCUGACCAGAUGCUUAUUAGAGGGGUGGGGAGGGCGGCAGAGGAUUUAUAUAGAUCAUGUGGUGCAUUUGAGAAGCGUUGCAGGGAUAAGAACAAGGAUGAAGCCACCGAUUUAUUUGAUCACAUUGAUCAGAAAUUGGCUGUAGGGGAUGACCCUCACUUGUUUUGCAAAGUCUCAGCUUUUUCUGGUUUCAGUGCUUAUAACGUAAAUGAGUGGCUUUUCCCCAAGAGGACACCCACUUUGUUGGUGGAUUCUAUCAAGCACACAAAGCGUAUAAACAGUUCCAGUAGAAAUGUCAAACAGACGGUUUUUUACUUGAGCAAAACCUUACGUUAUGCUCCUAUAUUACGUUAGAUUUUCACCUUAUAUCCUCAAUUAAUUUCUCAAGUUUUUGAAUUUGAUAAUUUGAGAAAUUUUAGCUCUCUUUAUUUUUUAUGAUGGUACACAACUCGUAUAAGUAUUGAUAUAUCAUUGUUUACAUGACAAAUAUUGAUUGUCCAUAUAGAUGAGGUACAAAAAAUGAUUAAAUUACUU
This is a messenger RNA of Rubroshorea leprosula, 1716 nucleotides long. The record is from the annotation of a GenBank genome assembly. NCBI's taxonomy places the organism in Eukaryota, Viridiplantae, Streptophyta, Magnoliopsida, Malvales, Dipterocarpaceae.